CGCCCGCCCCCGUCCAGCCCGCCCGCCCCGGCGCUGCCCCGCUCGGCCCUCACGGCGCCGCCAUGGCGCGCUCGCUCAACUCCAUCGUGGCCGUGAGCCAGAACAUGGGCAUCGGAAAGGACGGGCGGCUGCCCUGGCCACCCCUCAGGAAUGAGUACAAGUACUUCCAGAGAAUGACUACCACGUCUCAUGUGGAAGGUAAACAGAAUGCACUGAUAAUGGGUAAAAAAACCUGGUUCUCCAUUCCUGAGAAGAACCGUCCUCUAAAAGACAGAAUUAAUAUUGUGCUCAGCAGGGAGCUCAAGGAAGCCCCGAAAGGAGCACAUUAUCUUUCCAAAAGUCUGGAUGAUGCUUUAGCUCUUUUGGAUUCACCAGAGCUAAAAAGUAAAGUAGACAUGGUUUGGAUCGUUGGAGGCACUUCAGUUUACAAGGCAGCAAUGGAGAAACCAAUUCAUCAUCGAUUGUUUGUGACAAGAAUCUUGAAGGAAUUUGAAAGUGACACAUUUUUUCCAGAAAUUAACUAUAAAGACUACAGACUUCUCACAGAGUACCCAGGUGUCCCUGCUGAUAUCCAGGAAGAGAAUGGGAUCCAGUACAAAUUUGAAGUAUACGAAAAAGCUGUUGUGACAAAGUAAAUGAGGCAUUGUGUACUUCUGUGUAAGGGUAGGCAUUUUAAAUCCUGAAGUCUUACUGAGUGUAAAUAUACAUUAAAUUUUUGAGAACAAAUCGUGCCGGAUAGUACAA
Molecule: messenger RNA, 744 nt
Organism: Corapipo altera (White-ruffed manakin)
Lineage: Eukaryota; Metazoa; Chordata; Aves; Passeriformes; Pipridae
Gene: DHFR
Product: dihydrofolate reductase
Exons: 6
Coding region: 63-635 (190 amino acids)
Biological process (GO): dihydrofolate metabolic process; tetrahydrofolate biosynthetic process; folic acid metabolic process
Cellular component (GO): mitochondrion
Molecular function (GO): dihydrofolate reductase activity; NADP binding
Source: RefSeq, a predicted model, not a curated record